This is a messenger RNA of Indicator indicator, 2136 nucleotides long. RefSeq names its product oocyte zinc finger protein XlCOF6-like. Lineage: Eukaryota; Metazoa; Chordata; Aves; Piciformes; Indicatoridae. The record is from RefSeq and is a predicted model, not a curated record. Gene Ontology annotation, biological process: regulation of DNA-templated transcription.
AUGGUCCCCAAGACCAAUGAGGUACCAGUGACCUUCGAGGACGUCGCUGUCUACCUGAGCCGUGCCGAGUGGGAGGCCAUCACAGAGGAGCAGCAGGAGCUCUACCGCAGCGUCAUGCUGGACAUCUACGAGCUCCUGACAUCCCUGGGCAUCCAGGCAGAGCCCAUGGUGAGAACCAAGGACGAGGUGUUUGGUGGGCACCACUGGAGCUUCCAGCACAAGGACGUGUCCCAAGAGCCCACUGCCUAUGACAAGCAGAGGCCCAAGGAGGAGGUGAGAGCAGCAGUGGCAGAGCAAAUGGAGAGCCAGGGAGCUUUGUCCUCAGGGGAUUCCCUCAGCCCCCAGCCCCACAAUCCUCAGCACCAGGAUCUCUGCCUGGAGAAGGUGCUGGCUCCGGUGUCAAGUGGUUGGCAGAUCCCUCCCUCUGGCUGCAGGACAGGCACCGCCCAAAAACGUGUGGCCAAACGUCCCUUUGCUUGCAGUGAGUGUGGGAAGAGCUUCACCAGGAAGGACGACUUGAUCCAGCACCAGCACAUGCACACUGGGAUGAAGCCUUAUGUCUGCCCUGGGUGUGGCAAGAGCUUCAGGUACAAAGUCAGCCUGGUCAAUCACCAGCGCAUCCACACGGGCGAGCAGCCCUUUGUCUGCCCAGAAUGUGGCAAGGGUUUCACCUACAAAGGCAGCCUGGUCAUCCACCAGCGCAUCCACACUGGCGAGAAGCCCUUUGAAUGCCCCAAGUGUGGCAAGAGCUUCAACCAAAAAAGCACCCUGGUCAUGCACCAGCGCAUCCACAACAGUGUGAAGCCCUUUCUCUGUGCUGAGUGUGGCAAGAGCUUCACCCAGAAAGGCCACUUCAUCUCCCACCAGCGUAUCCACACCGGUGAGAAACCCUAUCUCUGCACAGAGUGCGGCAAGAGCUUCACCUACAAAAGCAACCUGGAUAUCCACCAGGUCAUCCACAGCAGGGAGAAGCCCUUUACCUGCCACGAGUGUGGCAAGAGCUUCACCCGCAAAUGUCGCUUUGUCACCCACCAGCACACCCAUGCCACCAAACUUCCCUUGGCCUGCAGUAAGUGUGGGAAGAGCUUCAGCAAGGAGGGUGACCUGACUGGGCACCAGCACCUCCACACUGGGCUGAAGCCUUUUGCCUGCACUGAGUGCAGCAAGAGAUUCAAGCACAAAGUCAGCCUGGUCUACCACCAGCACAUCCACACUGGCAAGAAGCCUUUUGGCUGCACUGAGUGUGGCAAGAGGUUCAACCACAAAGUCAGCCUGGUCACCCACCAGCGCAUCCACACAGGCAAGGAUCCCUUUUUAUGCACCGAGUGUGGCAAGAAGUUCAACCACAAACUUACGGUCUCCCACCAGUGCAUCCACACCAGCGAGAAACCCUUCCCCUGCCCAGAGUGCAGCAAGAGCUUCAGCCGCAGUGCCACGCUGGCCAUUCACCAGCGCACCCACACUGGUGAGAAGCCCUUUGCCUGCAGUGAGUGUGGCAAGAGCUUCAGCCGCAACGCCACCCUGGUUAUUCACCAAUGUACCCACACGGGUGAAAAGCCCUUUGCCUGCAGGGAGUGUGACAAGUGAUUCAGCCGCAACAACCAGCUGGUCUACCACCAGUGCCGCCACACCGGCGAGAAGCCCUUCAGCUGCACCGAGUGUGGCAAGAGCUUCAUCCGCAGCCAUGCCCUGGUCAAGCACCGGCGCAUCGACACUGGCGAGAAGUCCUUUGCAUGCGGCGAUUGCGGGAAGAGCUUCUGCCAGAACUUCAGCCACUUGACACAGCACCAGAAAAGCUACACCAGGGAGAAGCGCUUCACCUGCAGCGAGUGUGGCAAGAAAUUCAGCUCCAAAGGCAACGUUAACAAACACCAUCUCACCCACACUGGCGAGAAGCCCUUCACCUGCAGCCAGUGCGGCAAGAGCUUCAGCUGCAAUGCCACCCCUGAUCGUCACCAGCGCACCCACAGCGGAGAGAAGCCCUUUGCCUGCAGUGGGUGCAGCAAGAGAUUCAUCUGCAAACGCAGCCUGGUCUCCUACCAGCGUGUCCACAUCAGCAAGAAGCCUUUCACCUGCCCAGACUGUGGCAAGAGUUUCACCCAAAAAAGUCACUUUGUCACCCACACCAGUGAGUGA